UUUGAGGGAGAGAGAGAGGCGAGGAGGAGAGAACUCGGCGCGCUGUGUGCUGCUGCUGCUGUCAAUUCGCAUCCAGAAGGUAAUCCCACAAACCUAAUUGAUCAGCAAUGGCUUCCUCUGGAGACAUUCAGGUCAAGGAGCUGGACAAGCGUGCUUCUGGCCAGGCCUUUGAGGUCAUUCUGAGCCCCUCUGCCCCUGACUCUAAGGGCGAGUUCCCCCUCUCCACCCCAAAAAAGAAAGAUUUGUCACUGGAGGAGAUCCAGAGGAAACUGGAUGCUGCAGAAGAGAGACGCAAGAACCAUGAAGCGGACUUGCUGAAGCAGCUGGCAGAGAAGCGGGAACACGAGAAGGAGGUGCUUCAGAAAGCUCAGGAGGAGAACAACAACUUCAGCAAGAUGGCAGAGGAGAAGCUCAAUCAGAAGAUGGAGGCCAACAAGGAGAACCGGGCAGCACGGAUGGCAGAGUUGAAUGAGAAGUUCAAGGAGAAGGACAAGAAGCUAGAGGAGGUCAGGAAGAACAAGGAGACAAAAGAAGGAGAGAAUUAAGUCAUUUCUUUUCUCUGUUUUCUCAAGUUUUUAGGUGGGGAUAUAAUGGGUUUUUGUAUGUAUCCAAAGAUUUAUUUUUUGUUUUCUGUUAAGUUGUAAGCAUUGUUUGUGUGUGGAUAUUUAGUUUAUUUUGUUCCCUGCUUAACCAGGAUAAGGUACCAUUCCCCCUUCACUGCACUCAUAUUUCUACUGAGGUGUUUGUAUUCUGUAUGGCAUUAUCACUUAUUUUUGUGCCCCACUUGUAGAACUGCCCAGUUGCAGGUUUUGAUCUCUAACAAGCGAUGGUCCUAGCUGUUCAAAAAGCAUGCUUCAGCUUGAACAUACUGUUGUCCUUUGCAUUUUGCAGUAUAACCUGUGCUUGCGUAUGUCAAAACUGCGGUUCUUUGAGCUUAAUAAAGUUGCACAGUUCGUUAAUGCUCUUAA
Molecule: messenger RNA, 968 nt
Organism: Alosa alosa (allis shad)
Lineage: Eukaryota; Metazoa; Chordata; Actinopteri; Clupeiformes; Clupeidae
Gene: stmn1b
Product: stathmin 1b
Exons: 5
Coding region: 108-545 (145 amino acids)
Biological process (GO): microtubule depolymerization; regulation of microtubule polymerization or depolymerization; neuron projection development
Cellular component (GO): neuron projection; cytoplasm
Molecular function (GO): tubulin binding
Source: RefSeq, a predicted model, not a curated record